Messenger RNA from Radiomyces spectabilis, 1115 nucleotides. Its product is annotated as Pex19 protein. The transcript is spliced from 4 exons. Bases 54 to 959 code for a protein of 301 amino acids. Gene Ontology annotation, biological process: protein import into peroxisome membrane. NCBI's taxonomy places the organism in Eukaryota, Fungi, Mucoromycota, Mucoromycetes, Mucorales, Radiomycetaceae. Gene Ontology annotation, cellular component: peroxisomal membrane; peroxisome. The record is from RefSeq and is a predicted model, not a curated record.
UGCUGACCCAUCCUUUCCAAUUUUCAUACUCCGUCACCCUUUUUCUUCCCCAAAUGCCCACUGAACCCACUAAACAACAGCGUGAGGACGAUUCAGAUAUCGAUGACUUGUUGGACGAUGUCCUGGAUGACCUCAACGAUCUCUCCACCGCUGAAAAACCAGCAGCACCGCCUGUGAAUCAACAUAAAACAACUGUAGCUGAUGUACCCGAGGAAGGAUUGGACGAUAUGCUCGAUAGCGAAGAAUUCUCAAAGCAGUUGGCAGCAGGCAUGGAAGAGCUCAUGGGCCAGUUUGGUCAAGAUGAGAACAUGAUGGAGGCUUUCGAGAAAGUGUGGAAGUCGUUGGAUGCAGAGAAUCUGACAGGGGCAGCAACUGAUGCGGAAUCUUCGAGUCAAACCGCUAGAGAUAUAAAUGACACAACGGGCUCCAAACCAUCCGCAAAAUCCUUCCAGGAUACAAUUGCCCAGACGAUGGAUAAACUCAAAGACAGUUCCAAACAAGUGGAUUCAUCCAUGGCUGAAGAAAAUGAGGACGCAUUUAUGGCCGAAUUGAUGAAGCAAAUGGAGUCGCUCACAGAUGGUGGCGAGUUCGAAAACGUACUGGAGGGUAUGAUGUCACAAUUGAUGUCCAAGGAAAUGCUGUAUGAGCCGAUGAAAGAAAUGGCACAAAAGUACCCUGAAUGGUUGGCAGAGAACAAAGACAAGAUUACCCAAGCUGAGUAUGAGGAUUAUUUGAAACAACUGGACGUUUGCAAGCAGAUCGUGGCCAGAUACGAAGACCCAAAAUUUGAUGAGAAGAAUGAAGACCAAGCAAAAGGAAUUAUGGAACUAAUGACAAAAAUGCAAGACCUUGGUCAACCACCAGCGUCCUUAUUAGAGCAAAUGGCACCCGGCAUGGGGUUGGGAAACGGUGAAGGCAUGCCCGAUCCGAAAGAUCUUGAGAACUGCAACAUGAUGUAAUAUAAAGAGUUAAAAAAAAGAAAAUAAAAUCGAAUACCUACAGUAUAUCUAAUGAAAAGGGGUUAUUUUUUUUUCUUUAAUGCACGCGAAAGAAGGGAAAAAAAAAGAUGGGAUGUAAAAUAAGUUGUUGAAUCUAUAGAAAAAUGCGAAUGUCUA